UUUUGACUGCACAUUUUCAAAACCAGGAAGUGGCCGUUUCUGUUGACAGUGAGCUAGCACGAGUUUAUGGUUGUUGGCUGCAGCUAAGGGGAGUUUAACAAAAUGACUGAAACACUGAACGGGACAGCGUUUGACGCUCUUACUGUUCAUAAUUUCUCUGAGAAGAUUCUGGAGCAGGUUUUUCAUUUUCACGUCAUGAAGUUUAACGGAGGAUUCUUCCUGUGGGUCGGACCGAGUCCAGUCCUGUCCAACUUGGCUGUCUCAAUGAGCAGCAAAUAUGAUUCAAUGCCUUUAUCCACAUUAGUCAUGGGAGACCCAUCAAAUACUGCUCCAAAUUCCCUGGCACAGAGAUUAGCAAAGAAGACCAACAAGCAAGUUUUUGUGAGUUACAGUAUUCCUGUGACGGACUCCAACCUCAGUCUUUUGGUGGAGAACAGAAUCAAAAAGGAGCUGGAGCUUCACCCGCAACAUUUCUGAACACUUCUGAUUGUUUGCUGUGUGUCUUUUUUAAGGAAGAACUUUUGCUUGUUUACUCCUCAGUACUGUAAUCAGAUCUCAACACAAUAACCACAACCAGUCACAUCAAGUGUUCUUUUAUUGACAUAAUAAAUUAAGUGGUUUAUUAUCAAAACAUGUAGGCCUAUGGCUUUUUGUACAAAUGCAUCAUAUUAAAAAAAUAACACUUAGAAAACAG
This is a messenger RNA of Cheilinus undulatus (humphead wrasse), 694 nucleotides long. It is a transcript of the gene psmg4, whose product is annotated as proteasome (prosome, macropain) assembly chaperone 4. Bases 103 to 477 code for a protein of 124 amino acids. The record is from RefSeq and is a predicted model, not a curated record. The transcript has 3 exons. Gene Ontology annotation, biological process: proteasome assembly. Lineage: Eukaryota; Metazoa; Chordata; Actinopteri; Labriformes; Labridae.